UUUGACUUACCUCCGUUCCCUACAAAGUACUCCGUACAGUACACCACAUGUACAGGCACAGGUACUUCCUCUCGACCGUACUUUGUCACAAAUCACGAUCCCUGAAUCCGCCCUGCAACACCGGUCGGUCGGUCCUCGCACGGAGUACUCAUACAUUCCCUGCAUCGCAUAGAUUGCCGGCAUCGCACUACUGCAGUCGCAUGACUCGUGUUUGUCGGUUGUUAGUCCACGUAGCUUGCAUCCCUGGUUGUCACUUUGUUAGUUAGUUGUUAGUUAGACUGUAGCUUGUGUGUCAGUGUAAGUCGCUGCAAGUCCGUUAGUAU
Aspergillus glaucus CBS 516.65 is the source of this 323-nucleotide messenger RNA. RefSeq lists its product as uncharacterized. The record is from RefSeq and is a predicted model, not a curated record. The transcript has a single exon. Lineage: Eukaryota; Fungi; Ascomycota; Eurotiomycetes; Eurotiales; Aspergillaceae. Bases 48 to 266 code for a protein of 72 amino acids.